Owenia fusiformis is the source of this 1286-nucleotide messenger RNA. NCBI's taxonomy places the organism in Eukaryota, Metazoa, Annelida, Polychaeta, Sabellida, Oweniidae. The record is from the annotation of a GenBank genome assembly.
AUGGCUGAAAAUUUUCUGAAGAAAGCCAAAGGGAUCCAUUAUGGCUACGGGAAGGAGAAUUACAAGGAAGGAGUACCAUUACUGCCAGCAUUUCAUCCGGAUGUGUUCACAGAAUCUUUAGCAAAUUUUAAGAUGUUUCCUGAUGAUAUCUACUUUACUGGCUACAUGAGAACAGGCACAUACAUUGGCUUAGAGGUGCUCCAACUGAUACUGAAUGAUGUGGAUACUGAAACUCUAAGGAACACACCAAUCUAUGACAGAAUAUACCACAUCCUUGUUAGCAGAGAUUAUUUCAUACCUGGCAAACUUAAAGGUUUUGAACAUGGGGAAUCACCGCUUCCAUGGCUGAGUGAGCAAAAAUCCCCUCGACUUCUAAAAACUCAUGGUCUUUAUGAAUUCGCCCCAAAGGAUGCAAAAACCGGAAAGUGCAAGGUCAUUGUAGCAACUAGAAAUCCAAAGUCAACAUACCUGAGUUGGUUCAAAUUGAUGCAAACAUUAACCCCGGUCUUCCCCGAUGGUAUUACUUGGGAAGAUUAUUUUGCUGCAGUGAUAUCAGGAGAGAAUAAACACUUGGUACUUGGUACAUGGUUUGACUUCUAUCUGGAUUGGUGGAAACAUAGAGAUGAUAUGUCCAUUUAUUUUCUCAACUAUGAAGCUCUUUUCAAGGAUGGUAGAAAUGGUAGAAAGGUUAUCAAAGAGUUGACAGAAUUUUUGGGUAAAACAUUAACAGAAGAAAAGAUAACAGAGAUACUAAAAUACAUUGACUUUGAUCAAUGUAAACAGAACCCAUCAUUUAGCAAGGCCCUCAAGAAUAUGCCAACGACAUCAGAAAAGACCUCACAUAUGAGAAAGGGCAAGAUUGAUGACUGGAAGAAUUACUUCACUGUGGCCCAGAGUGAACAAUUUGAUCAACUUUAUAAAGAGAAAAUGGACGGAUCAGGAUUUCCAGAACCAGUGUAUGAGUAGCAUAGUCAUGAGUCAAUAUCAAGACCAAUACUAGUGCAGUUGAUAUGAAAUUAGAGACACAAUUUUAAAUUGAUAUACUAAUAAUAUUGACAAAAUUCUGUCAAAAAAACAUUAAAAUCUCUCACCAGAUUUACACAGAGUACAAUCAGUUCAGGCAUGUAUUGGCACUUUUGACCAGUCUUAAAUUCAAAUCACCAUCUCUUGUUAGUAUAUAGAUUAUGUCUAAACUAAACAAAAUUAUCUAACAACAUUUUGUGAAAUUCAUAUCCACUGUAUUUCAUAGAAACAUAUUUUUAGAUAAAAUAUAACUUUACCUAAAC